UUCCACAGGCCGUCGCUGACAAACCGAGACUGAUCAUCCAGGUUAUCGUCAUGUUCUCAGCUAAAUACGCCCUGUGGGUCCUGACGGGUCCGCUGGCUGUCACCACCAUCUUCUUCAACAUCUACAUCUUGUUGGUGAGUCUGUGGAACUACCGGCAGAAGAAGCAGUGGAGCGCCAGCGAGACGAUCAUCGCGGCGCUGUGCGUCGCCGACGUGGCUCACCAGCUCGUCUGCUACUUCUGGAUGACGAUGGACGAGGUGGAUCGGGAGUGCCUCGUGGGCCAGAACCUGUACACCUUCUUGGUGCUGCUGAUCUACAGCCUCAAGUUCACGGUCAUGUGGGACACCAGCUUCCUCACUUUCUACUACAGCAUCAAGCUGGUGACCACCCCCAACCACUGCUACACCCAGAUCCAAGCCUCCAUCCUCAGGCACGUCACCUUGGCCGUGUUCCUCAUCCCGCUGUGCGGCCUCGGCACGUGCAUGCCGAUGCUCAUCGUGUUCCACCACGACAAUGACACCACGAUGAACCGAGACUGCGGCGUUCUGAUUCCCGACACUCGCUCCGGACAAGUCUACGAGGUCAUGUACGUGCUGCUCACCGACAUCCUCCCCGGGCUGCUCAUGGUGAAAUGCUGCAUCUCCAUCUCCGUCCACUUGGCCGUCCACCUCCGUCACAUGAAGGCGAGCACCAACGGCGCCCACGCCCCGAAGCUGGGCUCCCAGCUGAGGGUGAUCCAGAUGGCGCUGGCCCUCGUGGUCGUGUUCAUCAUCUUCCUCGUGGUCGACCUGUACGUCCAGUACAAGAUCGCGGUGCACCACGAGAACAUCAUCGUGCUCGCGUUCUUCUUCACGUCCGCGUACACGACGGCCACCGCCAUGGUGCUGAUCUACGGGAAGAAGACUUUCUGGAAGGUUCUGAUCCGCGAGUUCAACGCCUGCAUGGACGAGUAUCCGUGUUUGUCUUGUCUGAAGGUGCCUGAAGAAAAAACUCAACACGGCUCGACGGCUAAAGUUAAAAACUGAGGAUCUGUUUCACACGGCAGGUCUUUGUGCUCAAAUCAAUUAGUCAUUGUCUGAAAUGAUUAAAAACUUUUAUUCUUUUAUC
Messenger RNA from Larimichthys crocea (large yellow croaker), 1107 nucleotides. It is a transcript of the gene tas2r202, whose product is annotated as taste receptor, type 2, member 202. The record is from RefSeq and is a predicted model, not a curated record. The transcript has a single exon. Gene Ontology annotation, cellular component: membrane. Gene Ontology annotation, molecular function: bitter taste receptor activity; G protein-coupled receptor activity. Lineage: Eukaryota; Metazoa; Chordata; Actinopteri; Sciaenidae. Gene Ontology annotation, biological process: sensory perception of taste; G protein-coupled receptor signaling pathway. The coding region runs from base 51 to 1025 and encodes 324 amino acids.